AUGGAGUACCUCGACCUGUACUUAAUCCACAUGCCCGUCUGCCAGAAGCCCGGGCCGCCUGUGUUCCCGGCCAGGAGGGAGGACGCCCUCCCGUUCGAUUUCAAGGGCGUGUGGCAGGCGAUGGAGGAGUGCCAGCGACUUGGGCUCGCCAGGGCCAUCGGCGUCAGCAACUUCACGACCAAGCACCUCGACAAGACGUUGCCUUUUGCCACCAUCACCCCUGCAGUGAACCAGGUGGAGCUGAACCCGGUUUGCCAGCAGCCAAAGCUGAGGAGGUACUGCGCCGAGAAGGGCAUCCACGUCCAGGCGUUCUCGCCGUUGGGAGGGCAGAGCUGGACGGGGGAAAGAAACGCCGUGCUCGAAUCCCAGGUUCUCGCGGAGAUAGCUAAGGCAAGAGGGAAGACCGUGGCACAGGUGUCAUUGAGAUGGGUAUAUGAGCAAGGAGUGAGCCUUGUCGUCAAGACCUACAAACAGGAGAGGCUUAAGGAAAACCUUGAGAUUUUCGACUGGGAGCUGACUGACGAGGACAGGUUCAAGAUCAGCCAGAUCCCACAUCACAAGAAGCUUGCUGGUUUCGCAUACAUCUUCAAGCCAGAAGGUGAAUUCACAUCGGUUGACAUUUCGGAAAUCAAUCCUGAAGAGGAUUAG
Molecule: messenger RNA, 648 nt
Organism: Miscanthus lutarioriparius
Lineage: Eukaryota; Viridiplantae; Streptophyta; Magnoliopsida; Poales; Poaceae
Source: the annotation of a GenBank genome assembly